AAACGUAGCGGCGUGGUAAAAAAACCCAAAAAAAACAAAAAAAGCACUUGGAGAGCCAGGAUGUCGGCCUCUCAGGGGAUGAAGCGCAGCAGUGUCUACAACUACUUGCUCAACAUGGUGGCCUAUCAGAUAUGUUGCUGCUGUGGGCCUGCUCCGUGCUCGCUAUGCUGUGCGUUCUGCCCACCGGUCAAGUCCUCGUCCAGCACGCGGGUCAUGUACACCCUUUUCCACAUCAUGGCCUGUGCCGUCUCCUGCCUCAUGCUGUCCCGCAAUGUCUCCGAGCUCGUCAGGGAAAAUGUGCCUUUCUUUAACAUGGUGUGUGACCAGGCACACGGCGGAGGUCACUGUGAGAUGCUGGUGGGCUACUCGGCGGUCUACAGAGUCUGCUUCGGGACCGCCUGCUUCUACCUGAUGAUGGCGCUCUUUCUCAUUGAUGUUAAGUCCAGCCAGGACUUCAGAGCUCUCAUACACAAUGGGUUUUGGUUUCUGAAGUUCAUCACCCUUCUUGGAAUGUGCACUGCUGCCUUCUUCAUCCCCACUGAGUCCUUCCUGCAUGCUUGGCAUUAUGUAGGUGUGGUAGGAGGGUUUGCCUUCAUCCUCAUCCAACUCAUCCUCAUCACAGCUUUUGCGCACACCUGGAAUAAGAACUGGCUGACUGGAGCAGCAGAGAACAAGCGCUGGUACCUGGCAGUGAUGUGUGCCACCCUAUUUUUCUACACCAUCGCCACCAUGGCUUUCACCUUCAUGUACAAAUACUACACCCACCCCAUUGCCUGUGAGUUCAACAAGGCCCUGCUGUGGACCAAUCUGGGGCUCUGUGGGAUCAUGUCCUUCAUCGCUGUCACACCCUGUGUACAGCAGAAACAACCUCGCUCAGGGCUCCUCCAGGCCUCGAUCAUCAGCUGUUACGUCAUGUACCUUACCUUCUCAGCUCUUUCUAGCCGGCCGCCAGAGAAAGUGGUGUACCAGGGGAUGAAUAUGACCGUCUGUUUCCCUAAUGUUGGCCAGGAUGACAUCCAGAAUGAGGGCAACGCUGUGGCUAUCAUUGGUGCUGCCAUCAUGUACUGCUGUGUGCUAUUCGCAUGUAAUGAAGCGUCCUACCUGGCGGAAGUGUUUGGCCCAUUUUGGAUGAUCAAAGUUUACCGUUAUGAGUUCCAGAAAGCCUCAUGCUGCUUCUGCUGCCCUGAGGAAGAGGAAGAAGAAGAGUUUGUGAUCGAUGACGAACAUAAAGGGUGUCAGAAGGUGAUCCAUAACGAGAACCACAGAGUGGCUUACAGCUACUUCUUCUUCCAUUUUGUCUUCUUCUUGGCUUCACUCUAUGUCAUGAUGACCCUCACCAACUGGUUCAGCUACGAAUCCGCCGUGCUGGAAACCACUUUCACCCACGGCAGCUGGUCUACCUUCUGGGUGAAGAUGUCUUCAUGCUGGGCCUGUGUGGUCCUGUAUCUGUGGCUGCUGCUGGGGCCCCUGUGCCGAUGUCAGGCAGACUCUAGACCCCGCCGCUCGCGCAUUAAACGGCGCGCGGCCUCCUCACGCCACGUCACUGUCAGCGUCUGACCCUGUCAUGGGAAGACGUCAUGGGAGGAGAGGGACAGAGGAUGGGGGGAGAAUUAAAGUCAGAUGCCUCCAGCUGUCCUUAUGGUGCCCCAUAGGAGGGGAUUUCUUUGGAGGAAGGGAGGUCACUUCCUGAAAAAGGGUCAAAGACUCUCAUGCCUGUGAGAGCGAAUGGUGACCAGACCAAUCAAAACACUCAACUCUAAGUGACUUCGUUCUGUUGAUGCCGGAAUAAACGAACAAUGUUCCUGUCAUCAAAGAGCUGAAACCAGAACUCAAAACCACUGACGAUGGCUAGAUUGUGGUUUGGAGAUGCGCUUUCAUUUUGCC
Molecule: messenger RNA, 1884 nt
Organism: Lampris incognitus (smalleye Pacific opah)
Lineage: Eukaryota; Metazoa; Chordata; Actinopteri; Lampriformes; Lampridae
Gene: serinc4
Product: serine incorporator 4
Exons: 11
Coding region: 61-1557 (498 amino acids)
Cellular component (GO): membrane
Source: RefSeq, a predicted model, not a curated record